Molecule: messenger RNA, 553 nt
Organism: Ipomoea nil (Japanese morning glory)
Lineage: Eukaryota; Viridiplantae; Streptophyta; Magnoliopsida; Solanales; Convolvulaceae
Exons: 4
Coding region: 84-407 (107 amino acids)
Biological process (GO): regulation of asymmetric cell division
Source: RefSeq, a predicted model, not a curated record
GACUUGCUAAUGGAGAUUGUCUUUCAUGUUUGCCAACCUUAUUCAAUACCAAUUCUGGGUGUUCUUCUGAUCAUUCAUCAUCAAUGGAAGGUGAAACACAUUCUGCUUCUGAUCAGAAACCAAAAGUGAAAAGGGAGGAAGAUGAUGAGACUAAGGCUGUGCAAGUGAGCCUGGCAACACUAUUCGCCAUUGAAAACGCAGAGGAUUCAUCAUCAUCUGCAGCAGAAGAAAGUCAUCUGAUAAUCCCAGACUGCAUUUCUAUCAGAUCAAGCAGCACCCAAUCUUUUGCAUUCCCCAUAUUAGCGUCAGAAAUCUAUUCUAGCCCUGCAAAGUUGGCGCCUUGCGAUACCAGGCUCUUGAAGAAGAGAAGACGAUGGAAGAACUGUUUGGGCUUCUGCAAAUGUUGAGCCCUGCAAGGAUUUUGUAUAUUGGAUGGGCCAGAAGUUUAAUGUAAAUAUGGCCUGCAAUAUAUGUAUUUACAGAUUCGGCCUAUAAACAAUCGUCAUAUCAUGGACCAGGAUUCACAGUGUACUGUUGACCAUGAUUCAGUAUA